Astyanax mexicanus (Mexican tetra) is the source of this 1353-nucleotide messenger RNA. RefSeq names its product single-stranded DNA binding protein 1 (gene ssbp1). Gene Ontology annotation, biological process: positive regulation of helicase activity; mitochondrial DNA replication. Lineage: Eukaryota; Metazoa; Chordata; Actinopteri; Characiformes; Acestrorhamphidae. Gene Ontology annotation, molecular function: single-stranded DNA binding. The coding region runs from base 305 to 748 and encodes 147 amino acids. The transcript has 7 exons. Gene Ontology annotation, cellular component: mitochondrial nucleoid. The record is from RefSeq and is a predicted model, not a curated record.
AGGAGGAUGAGUGAAGUCAGCGGGCGGGACACUGCAGGCAAUGCACGAGGCUGUAAUGUUCCAGUCAAAGGUAAAGCGUUUGGCAAUAAUCUACAGGUUAAAGGUGUUGUGGUGUGCGCAUGCGUGGUGCAGACCGGUCCGCGUGUCGGAACUUCCUGUUUGAGCACUGUGUUUCAGGGAGGAAGAAGUUUUUGAGCGGGCAGGAGGGCGCAUGUGCAGAUUAAACCCGCUCUUCUCCGGUUCAGCGUCUGAGUGCUUGGUCAAGUUUUAAAGUCAGCAAACGAUAUCCAGCCACUAGCACACCAUGCUUUGCAGAGUGUCAGCCCAUUUAUUUAGACAGCUUGCCAGAAAACAGUCCACAGAUGCCAGCCUCAUUCUUGAAAGAUCAAUAAACCGAGUGCAGCUGCUGGGUCGAGUGGGACAGGACCCUGUUAUGAGACAGGUAGAGGGUAGAAACCCAGUUACCAUCUUUUCUGUGGCAACUAAUGAAAUGUGGCGCUCUGGUGAGGGAGAGUCUAUGAGUACAGGCGAUGUCAGUCAGAAGACAACAUGGCACAGAAUUUCUGUGUUCAAGCCGGGUUUAAGAGAUGUGGCCUAUCAGUAUGUGAAAAAAGGGUCUCGAAUUCUUGUUGAGGGGAAGCUGGACUAUGGGGAGUAUGUGGAUAAAAACAACGUAAGGCGGCAGGCCACCACUAUAAUUGCAGAUAACAUUGUCUUCUUAAGUGACAAUGUACGGGACAGAUCCUGAAGUGUGUUAGUGGAGUUUUGGAAUAAAUGAAGAUGGAUAUUUUGUGUUUUGCUUAGCUUCGUGCCAGCCUUGUCAUUUGACACUGGACAAAACAAGUCAACUGCAGUGGCUUCCACAUAUAACCCUGAAAUACUGGGGGUUUUAACAACUGCUAUUACAAGUUCUGCUCUCCCAACUGUGUUAAUAUGUGUCAUUAUUGUUAGUUUAUGCAGAUGUUUUUUUUUUCUUUGAACCUGUAGUUUUCUUUUUCUCUCACACACAAUAAUGUGACCAACUGUAACAUUUAAUUUUUUGUUUAAGGUUUCAUGCUGAGGAGACCUGUAGUUUCAUGUUUAUUUGUAUUCUCCACAUAAGAAAAAUAUAUAUUUAGAUAGCCUGUUCAGACACUGUAAUUAUUAUGCUGAAAUGUGUAAAAUAUUACCUUUAUAAUUGAUGAGCUGUAAGGAUGAGGCCAGCGUGUGAGUUAAUGCAGAAUGUCACUUGAAGGCGGUUCCUGUUGUUAGGGAUUCUUGGCUUAAUUCGGUUCGCCGACGACUCGAGACGCAUGUCGUGUGACUGGACUGUGGGCACAUCAAUAAAGUGGUAACGGAUUUGGUAAGCUCUGA